AUGCCGUUACUCCUCCCGUCCAUCCUUUCCAACACCACAAAACCCCCAAGCCCCGUCCUCCUCCUCGAGUCCUCGCUCACCGCAACAUGCCUGCCCCUCCUCCGCGCGAUACUAAGUCGCAAGCACAAUCCUCAGCGAAAGGGCACGGUGCUCCUGAUAUGCCUUUUGUACCCGCCGAGCUCGCUCGUAGGUGCGGAUGAGGAUCCUCAGGUAAAGGUCCUCGAUAGGACGGGGAAUGUACCCGGGUACGACGAGGAGUGGACGGAUCCGCGCGAGGAGAUACUCAACCUCAUCAAGGACGCCCCGCCAGGCCCGCUCGAAGUCAUCAUAGACUCGGCCGACACGCUCGCCGCAGACCUGCGCUCCGUGUCCGCUACCACCACCUUCCUCUCCGCGCUCCUGACCCUCCUCGAAUCGCGCCCGGCCCCCGCCCGCCUAACCCUGCACCUCCAUUCCCCCCCAACGCCCCCCUCCCCCAGCCCGACGCCCCUCCUCCCGCUGCUCGCCCAAACGCGCUUCUCCCCCGCGCUCACGCACCUCACCGCGCACCCGCCCGCGCUGCUCGCGCACAUCGCGGCGGCGUACCUCACCCCCCCGCCGCCGCUCUCCGCGCCGGAGCGCUUCUUCCGCGUGUUCGCCCCGCUCGCGGCGCGGCGCGGCGAGGUCGAGCGGCUCGUGCUCGGCGGGGACGGGGCGGAGGGGGAGGGGGAGGGGGAGGCGGUGGUGGAAGUGGUCGUGCGGAGCGCAGGCGGGCGGAGGGGCGUCGAGCGCGUGCUGGAGGGGUGGAAAUCCGGCGCGGCGUGCUCGCUCGCGGAGAUGGACAGCCUGCGGCGCGUGUUCGCGCGGAAGGGCGGCGCGGGCGCCGAGGAGCAGCAAGCGGCCGCGGACCCGGCGCACGGCGUGCCGUUCAACCUCAGCCUCACGCCCGAGCAGCAGCAGGCGCGGGCGCGCGUGCCCUUGCCGUACGCGCACGAAGGCACGCGUUCCCCGCACCCCCCUAUCCACUCGACGCCGCGUGCUGAUCACAUCUUCUUUCGUGUUCUAGGGCAAGCACCCGCGCCCGCUGCGCCCCCCGGGGCGAUAUACUACGACCCCGAUUCGGCGGACGACAUCGACGACGACGAUCCGGAUGAGGACCUGGACAUAUAG
This is a messenger RNA of Gloeophyllum trabeum ATCC 11539, 1149 nucleotides long. RefSeq lists its product as uncharacterized. The transcript has 4 exons. The coding region runs from base 1 to 1149 and encodes 382 amino acids. Lineage: Eukaryota; Fungi; Basidiomycota; Agaricomycetes; Gloeophyllales; Gloeophyllaceae. Gene Ontology annotation, cellular component: cytosol; elongator holoenzyme complex; nucleus. Gene Ontology annotation, biological process: tRNA wobble uridine modification. The record is from RefSeq and is a predicted model, not a curated record. Gene Ontology annotation, molecular function: tRNA binding.